Messenger RNA from Priceomyces carsonii, 1896 nucleotides. RefSeq lists its product as uncharacterized. Bases 1 to 1896 code for a protein of 631 amino acids. Gene Ontology annotation, biological process: protein deneddylation. The record is from RefSeq and is a predicted model, not a curated record. NCBI's taxonomy places the organism in Eukaryota, Fungi, Ascomycota, Pichiomycetes, Serinales, Debaryomycetaceae. The transcript is spliced from 2 exons. Gene Ontology annotation, cellular component: COP9 signalosome.
AUGUCGAAUGACGAAGACUUCUUGUCCGAAGAAUCCUAUGAAUUUGAGUUUGAGGAAGACGAUGAAGAUGAAAUCGAGGAACAAGCUUCAGAUAGCAAUGCACUAGAGAAUAGAUAUUAUAAUGCUAAGAGCUUGAAGGAGGACGAUGUGGAAAGUGCAAUUAAAGAAUUUAAAAUAAUUAUCGAAUCAUGUCAUUCUGAGGAUGAAAAUGAAUGGUCCUUUAAAUCGGCUAAACAGCUUAUCAAGAUUUGCGUUCACUUAGAGAGAUAUGAGGAAGCAAUAAAAUAUAUGCAGCUUUUACUCAAACUUGCUAGUAAUGUUGAGCAGAGCUACGCUGAAGAUUCUAUAGGAAAAAUUCUUAGUAAUUACUCCGUAUGCAAUGAUGCUGAAUUUGUAAACCGUUUAGGUGAUAUAAUAUUAAGUUAUUUGAAUUCUCUGAAUUCGAGUAAGAAUGGAGACAGAUUGUGGUUGAGAAUAAACAUCAAUCGCCUCUAUUCUUUGCUUGAAAAGAAAGACUACAAUAUUUGUCCUCAUUUGAUGAGUGACAUCGAAAUGAAAUUGAAAGAGGUAUCAGAUACUACAAAAAACUCAUUCUCUCUAGAGGUAAUUGCGGCUGAAAUCCAAUAUCAUCUACGUCCUGGACAGAUGGAUCUCAGAGAACUAAGUUCUCUUCAUAGAAAGAGCUUUACUGUCUCCUCAGCCGUCAGCCAUCCAAGAUUUAUGGGGAUUAUCAGGGAAUGUGGAGCUAUACUAUAUUUCUAUAGAGGAAACUAUGAAAAGGCCCGUUUAGAGUUUUACGAAUGCUUUAAAAAUUAUGAUGAGGCAGGAUCCUCGUGUAAAAAGAAAAUUUUGAAGUAUUUGGCAUUAUGCUCUCUUUUAACUGAGAGUGAAGUAAAUCCAUUUGAAUCGCAAGAAACUCAGACGUAUUCUCAAUUUCCUGAAUACGCUAACUUGCUACUUCUCAUAAAGAGCUAUGAUCAAUUUGAUAUAGAUAGCUUCAACAGCAUCAUUUCUCGGAUGCAUAGAGAAAACGACCCUUUACUGAAUGAUGAGAUUUUCGAGAAAGCUUCAAAAGAAAUUUUAAAAAAUUUGAAAGCCAGGACACUUAUCCACAUAUUAGGCUCAUUCAAGACUGUAAAAUUCAGCUUUAUAAAAAAUAAGCUUGGGGUAAACCAAGAAGACCUUGAGAAAAUUAUUUUUAAACUAGUGAAUCAAGGAGACUUGUGGAACUUAAAAUUAGAUUUCGUGAAUGACUAUGUUGAAACAACCAACUCAGAAACCAAAUUAAUAAACUCUCGUAUCAAAGCAAAAGAUGUUUACGUCAAUUUUAAAACGUUGGAUGCUUUCUCUGGAUUUCAGGGCCCUUCUGAGGAGCAAAUCACUGAUGACAAAAUGGAUAUUGAUGCGGAGAGACAAAAUUCAUCUUCAUUAUACGAGCAGGGCUCUGAGUAUGGUAUUACUUCUGAUACUUUACUGGAUCUGGCACCACUCAUAUCUAAAGUCUUAUAUUUCACCGAGAGGCCUUCUUUAGUUUCUGAUUGGUUCGGUACUAUUGAAAGCUGGCUCCAAUGUCUUUCUAGUGCAAUCCCAUCUCGUGUGAAGCACGAAUUGAGUCAGAAAGAUCAGAUUUUUUCUGAGCAGAGGGCUGAAAACUUAUACAAUUCCGCUAAUGCCAUCGGAAGUAGUAAUUUGGACAACAGCCGCUCCAACUUUCAAAAUGGUAUUCCGAAUGCAUCUAGUGAUGAUAAUCAGGAAAACUUCCAAGAUAACGAAGAUGAGCCAAAUUUGGAGAAAGUUGAACUUUUGAAAAAUUGGUGUGAUGAGCUUGAGAGUAGCUUUUGUCAUGCAAGCACUAAGUUUCGUCAUGAAGGAGUGAAUUUAGGUAAAAAUUUAUAA